GUUCGUGGAAAGGUAUUCGUCAGUUUAAAAGUUGACCUAGGAUGUCAAAAUUGUGUAGCAAUGCGAUACUGAACAAAAUAUUCCCUGGUCUACAAAGAAGAUAUGCAAAAUGCACAAAAGACUGAGUCUGCACAGAACAUGUCCAGACAAGCUGGUCUGGAUCUGCCAACCAGCUGUGUGGCAAUCUGGAGGUUAAAUGUUUAAUUCACCAUGGUCCUGUGUGUGAGUUAGUUCUCAAUGAUUCUUACAUCUGAGCCAUUGAUGAAGUGUACGUGUGCUGCAUUAGUUGAACUGGAGAUAAAGUGAGUGUGAGGUCCGUGUUGUGUCAGAUCUGUUGUCUUCAUGACUAACAAUACGUGUGUCUCUGCCAUGAAGUGUUUGCCAAAGAGUCGGAUCCGGUGUACGAUGGGGCGAAUCGUUGUGGGCAACAAGGAGUUCCAGUCUGCGUCGGAGGCCCUGCUGGCAUACCUGCACCAGUUUGACGAGAAGAAGCGCACAAGGAAGCAGCAGGACGCGUAUGAGCUGCUACUGUCGAAACAAGGCGUGCGGCGGCCACCCGGUCUCCCGCGGACCGGAGAGCUGGAAGCCGAGAUUGAACACAGGCUGCAGAGAAUCAAACUGCAGAGAGCGAAGCAGGCUGCUGAUCGAAGACAGCAUGGGUCGGCACUCCGCCAGGAAGUUGAAGAUGCCUUGUCCAGGUCGGCUUCGUUGCUCCAGCACAUCAACGACGAUGACGAGAGCAUCAGCAUGAAGUGUGUGAGUGACAUCGGCAGCCUCACGACGGAUGUUCUUCUGUCUGUCGAUCCAUACAGCGAGUCAAAGCGACAGAUAGCUGGAGACAAGGAUAGGAGGAAUGGCCACGUGUACUGCUACCGCACUCCGCGACCUCGGGCGAGAACCAUCGACAGCAGCGUUCCUCUACAGUCACAGGUCACAAGACCGUCGGGUCGGGAGAGAAGGUUUUCCAUCGAAAGUCUAGCUCCCGUGGUUUUGAAAUCACAAAGACAAUACGCAAAAGAGAGAUUUUCUCUGGCGGCUGCUGACCGCAACAGGAGCCGAUCGGCUCCACCGUUACCAUCGCAUGUUCAGCAGUCUCGCCACCACCUUGCAGCGCUGCAACGACACCCCAGCUGGGUGGAUGAUUUAGAUUCCUCCGUCUCCACGGUAACACCAGGUUGGGUGAAGAGUCUCGAGGCCGACACUCUGAACGAGUCGGAUUGGAAUAAAAACAAUAAAGAUGCAAAACAAAAUGGAAUCCCCAAAUGGGUGGAGGCGGCCGAGAAUCUGGAUAUAUCCGGCUACUCAGACCUGCUGGUGGAUAUAAACCGGAAGAAGAAGAAAGUUUUGUUUUCCAAGACGACGACGCGUGACAGUAAUAACACGACAGGGUUUACAGAUAACUCUCUGCCGGGUUUGAACUUCUCCGAUCUGAACACAAGCGAGGUGAGCGGUCUCGGCAGAAAGGGAAACAGCGUGUCCGAGGAAAUUCGUGCUUAUUCUCAACGGGUGCUGGCUCUCGAAGAGGAGAGAAACAACAUUCUUAACGGGAAGGAAAAUGUUUUACACAAGUUGAACGGUCGCACGGACGAAUCUCUGCCAGCAAAGCAGAGACUUGGAGACAAUCCGUACCUCGACGCAAUGUAUCUCGAACUGUCGCAGUCCUCUCAGCUGCAGACCAGUCUUGAUAAAUAUCUCGAAGAACUGGACAGGAAGGUGUCGGCUUCUCCUGAAAAGUUUAGUUCCGAGGUGGGGAACAGACCCAGGAGAAAUAGGCAGCGGUGUUCGAGCAUGGAGACCUGCUCAUCCGCGACGGGCCGAGCGGAAAUCAAGUCUGAUAUUACUGGUGCUAGUCCUAUUAACAAACACAGCCACCUGAGUGUCACAGGUGUGUCUGACGAUCUGCCGUUCAUUCCAACCCCUGCCAAACCAACUAGUCGAUUGAAUCCUGAGUCUGGUGAUGGGCUGGAUAGAGCAAAUCUAACAACAGGAGUCUUACCUCAACACAAGGAACACCAGGAACACCAACUACAGCAAAAGUCGCCAACACUGACGGGUUCGCAGCAGCCUGGUAGCAUGGAGGCACUGAAAAACAUGCUUUUUAAACUUCAAGCAGAAGAGACCUCCACACAAGGGAAGGAACUCAGUUUAGUGCACAAACCGGGUCCUGUCUCUCCCAUCUCACUGCCAGCGCUAAAAGAUUAUAACUUCGUAUCUGAGCCCGGAGGUCAGAGCCUGGAGCGGGCGCUAGUGCACCUGAAUCGACUGAAGACACUGGUACACAGUGGAGCCCCAUCUGCCGAUGACCUGUUGUCUGUGUCGUCAGUCAGCGCAUCCACGACAUCACUGCUCAACAAGCCGUAACCACCACACACACCACACAUCACUGUCUGCCGAUGACCUGUUGUCUGUGUCCUCGUCCACGAUGUCACUACUCAACAAGCUGUGACCACCACACACACCACAGAUCACCGUCCGUUGAUGACCUGUUGUCUGUGACGUCAGUCAGUCCAUGACGUCACUGCUCAACAAGCCGUGACCAGCACACACACCACACAUCACUGUCUGUUGAUGACCUGUUGUCUGUCAGUGCAUCCACGACGUAACUGGUCAACAAGCCGUGACCACCACACACACCACACAUCACCGUCCGUCGAUGACCUGUUGUCUGUGUCCUUGGUCCCUUUGUUUUUUGGAAGCAUCAAAAUAAAGAUAUGUUAAAGUGACAGACCCUAGUUUUUAAACACUAAGACAUAUUUUUCACUAUUAGAGCCGUUUAUGAUCACGGAAAUCAAACAUUACUUAGAUUUUAUUGUUUAUAUUAUCCACUUCUGUACAA
Molecule: messenger RNA, 2836 nt
Organism: Gigantopelta aegis
Lineage: Eukaryota; Metazoa; Mollusca; Gastropoda; Neomphalida; Peltospiridae
Exons: 9
Coding region: 343-2361 (672 amino acids)
Source: RefSeq, a predicted model, not a curated record